Molecule: messenger RNA, 2414 nt
Organism: Formica exsecta
Lineage: Eukaryota; Metazoa; Arthropoda; Insecta; Hymenoptera; Formicidae
Product: RNA-binding protein 24-like
Exons: 6
Coding region: 305-1318 (337 amino acids)
Cellular component (GO): cytosol
Molecular function (GO): RNA binding
Source: RefSeq, a predicted model, not a curated record
GAGCGAUCGUCUCUCUCGAAGUGCGUGGGUCAGAUCAUCACGUGGGUCCCUUCUAAUUUUGCUGUGUAAUACUGAUUGUGUAUCAUCAUUGGGAUUAUCAAGGCGGCGGAUUGUAGUGCGACGUACGGACACACAUACAUACGUAUACGUAGUGCGACGGGAGUAAACAUAGAGCAAAGAGCAUUCCUUGUCUAAAUGCUGCACGGCUUGUGGCGUUAUUAACAUUGACCGAGGUACCAAAGAAAGUGUCAAGAUUGAGCAAGUCGUUGUUCCGUCCGGCGGCGAUCUCGCCAAAAUUUGGAGGAUGCUGAUGCCGGGUGCCGCUGGUCUCGGUGUGGGCGCGGUGGGUGCCGUAGGUGCCCCAGCGCCCGACGAGCUGGUGCAAGGGCUGGGUGCCCUGGCUGGUACUACGCCGCAGCAAAAGGACACAACAUGGACGAAGCUGUUUGUCGGUGGUUUGCCCUAUCAUACCACCGACAAGAGUCUCAGGGAACAUUUUAACGUUUAUGGAGAUAUCGAAGAAGCCGUCGUCAUCACGGACAGACAGACCGGCAAAAGCAGAGGCUAUGGCUUUGUAAUUAUGGGGGAUAGACCGGCGGCAGAGAGGGCAUGCAAAGACCCUAAUCCCAUCAUCGAUGGUCGCAAGGCAAACGUCAACUUGGCCAUUCUUGGAGCUAAGCCCAGGGGUAAUUUGCAAACGACAUUUCCGUUCGCUACAGGCAUCCGGGCCGGUUAUCCAGCAGUACUUCCUGGCCAAUACGGGGUACCACCAGGCUACAUGUAUCAGUCACCCUACCUGGCAGCCGCGGCGCCAGGUGGUCUGGUACCACUUCCGGCGACGCAGUUGAGCCACGCAGCCGCCGUCGCCGCGGCGUCGCAGUUCUACGAGUACCAGAACGCGGCGGCGGCCGCCGCGACCUACCCGGGCACCUCGUACAACUUCGCCGAGGCGUAUCCGUACACGACCGCGGCCGCGGCUGGUACGUGUUUGAAUAGUGUCCAGAGUAAGGGUAGCAACUACCCGUUACACCAUCACCACCAACACCACCAACAGCAGCAACAGCAGCAGCAAAACGGUCCCGCGACGUUGGCGCAUCAGCAACGGCUGGAGAAAGCUCUCCUACCGCAAUUUCUGCCGUCCGUGCUGCGUGAUUACGCUAAUGCAGCGGCAGCAGGUUACGUAGCACCGUACACGUACGCCACAUUGCCAGGUGCUGCGGGUCUGCCGGCAGCAGCGGCGGCGGCGGCAACAGCAGCUGGGGCGGCUUUUCCAGGCCUCCAGUAUCAGACAACACCUCAGGAGGCCAGAUUGCAAUAAAGCGCUUUCGACAUUAGACCAUCACAAGACAGUUGUAGCCGAGCCUUCUUACGUGACAGAGAUGAAGCGAGGGAGGGGAGGAUGGGGGCUUUAAAACGUUCUCGAUCUCGCCAUCUUUGGGGAAUCGGCUCGCCAGCUUCCUCGUUUCAGCUAUUUCCAUGAGACUUUUAUGUUCCCGAUCGUGUCUCGCAAAUCAAUCGAAAUACCUCCGCGAGAACCGCAAAGAAGAUGACAUCUGACGAAGUGGCAGCUUCCUCGAGAUUGACGAAUCGCGACUUCUUUCGCUAAGUCUGUAUAAUCUGUAUUCUUCCUUUUUCGCUUCCCUGACCUUUAAUUUUCCUUUUCUCAAUUUCUCUCGUGAAGCCGAGAUAUCGGCCUGCUCUCGAUCAAUAUCAAUAUUUCGCGAAAUUUUAGAGGAAAGACUCUACGAUUUUUAGAGAGCUACGAUUACAAUUAUUUAUAGCAAACUCGAAUAAGCUCGUUUGAGAAAAUGACCCUCGACCAAAUCGGAACUUGAGAGCCGAGAAGAGGGUUAAUUGAAAGCGCAUUAAAGAGUUAAAAGCGCGAAAACACCCGCUGUAGGUUUUUGGGUACAAUGCUAUUCUGUAAGAUUUCUAUUUCGAAAUAUUACAACGAGAUGAGAGGCGGUGUAUCGAAAUGUAACCGCGUGUUACAAUUCUUGAAAUUUAAUUUUCUUAAGAUUCAAGCUCAUCGAGAUCAUAAUCAUACUAGUUCCUUGCCCCUAUCCAUUUCCGUCGGUGGUUCCUAAAUCGGACUUCUUUGACAGUCAAUUUUAACAGUGUUAGUCAAACGAUAUACACGUGAAUUUUCUCUCUCAUAGCUGCGACACAAUCUGUCUUCGACAAAGUUAAGCGAAUGCGGUAAACUAAAAAUAUCGAUAAAAUUAGUGCGAAAGUUCUAGUAGUAUAAAUUUCGGAAUCAUUUAUACAUUCAGGUUUAGAGAUGCACGGAGAAAGCAACGUGUUUUAAUUUUUAGGUAAAUUUUCAGUAGAUCUUAAAAACUUAACGCGGUAAACAAGAUUUCUAGUAUCAUAAGCUGUUAGGUUACAUUUUCAGGCGUUUUCAGAUAAAGGAA